Molecule: messenger RNA, 3082 nt
Organism: Melospiza georgiana
Lineage: Eukaryota; Metazoa; Chordata; Aves; Passeriformes; Passerellidae
Gene: SLC37A1
Product: solute carrier family 37 member 1
Exons: 20
Coding region: 818-2377 (519 amino acids)
Biological process (GO): glucose-6-phosphate transport; phosphate ion transmembrane transport
Cellular component (GO): endoplasmic reticulum membrane
Molecular function (GO): glucose 6-phosphate:phosphate antiporter activity
Source: RefSeq, a predicted model, not a curated record
CCAUCCUGCUGGACGGGAAGGCGCUGCUCGGUUGGGGGGUGGCACCGCGGGGCUGCGGUGGGACAGGGACAGAGCCCGGCCGUGCCCUGCCCGUGGGUCCCGGGGGAAGGCGGUGCCUGUCCCUUCCCCGGCUCCGCUGCCCUUGACCUUUGGGAUGGUUGGAGCCGCCCUGAUCGCUCUUCGGGUCCCUAAGCACAGUGAACCUUUUCCUCCCUGUAUUAAAUAGAAGGAAUUUAUUCCUUCUCCGCUAUUUAAGGCGCCGGAGUGAUGGAUUUGGCAGCUUCUGGCUCAGGUGCAGAGGAGCCGGGUAUUAAGCGCAAUUUGCAUUUGAUCCGCGUGUGUGCGAAGGUGUUGUGAGCCCUUAAGGGCACCCCGGGGAGGGUUUGGUAACCCGGUGUCUGCACAGACAUUGACAGAAUUCAUCUCAGCCCAGGCAGGACCUUCCCCUGCCUGCCCAGCACAGCUGAGCCCGCCUGUGCCGUGUUUGCAGGGGGAAAAGCCGCUCCCGCUUGCCUGAAAUAGGGAGGAAGGAAUGCUUCAGCCGCUGCAGAGAAGGAGCAAUAGCAAGUUUGAAAGCUUCUCUUGUUUGAAGAUCAGCAGUAAACAAAGGCAGAGUGAAGAAUUUGCCACGUCGUGACUGAAGGUAGAAGGAAAAAAAAAAAACAAACCUGCAAGGAGAUCAGCCCAGCAGCAGAUAUUCCAUGUCAGUGGAACCCACAGGCUUUGGGGGAUCUUUGUCACACUUCCAGAAGAACAAAUAGCACUGCCACACAUCCAUAAUUGUGUCCCCUGGAAUCUGGCAGCAGCUGUGGUGUAGAUGGCUCAGCUUCCUCCUGGGAUCCGUUUCAUCACUUCAUUCUCACGAGAUCAGUGGUAUAGAGCUUUCAUUUUCUCUCUCACCUUCCUGCUGUAUGCCAGCUUCCAUCUCUCCAGGAAACCUAUCAGUAUAGUGAAGGGAGAGCUGCAUAAGCAUUGUGCAAGCCAAGUUGAGCUUGACUCCUACAAAGAAUAUGCAGCCCAGAUCCAGCCUGUCAAAAAACCAUUUAAUGCCUCUCAGUGUGGAUGGGAGCCAUUUGAUAAGAGCAACUACAAACAGCUACUGGGAGCUCUGGAUUACUCAUUUUUGUGUGCAUAUGCAGUUGGGAUGUAUUUAAGUGGCCUCAUCGGAGAGCGGCUGCCCAUCCGCUACUACCUGACAGGGGGGAUGCUGGCCAGUGGACUCUUCACUGCAAUGUUUGGAUUGGGUUAUUUCUAUAAUGUGCACAAUCUCUGGUUUUACAUCAUGGCCCAGAUAGCCAAUGGGUUGGUGCAAACCACUGGCUGGCCAAGUGUCGUUACAUGUAUUGGCAACUGGUUUGGAAAAGGAAGGAGAGGUUUGAUCAUGGGAGUCUGGAAUUCCCACACCUCAGUGGGGAAUAUCUUGGGAUCCUUGAUUGCUGCUUACUGGGUGUCCUCGUGCUGGGGUCUCUCUUUUGUGGUGCCUGGGCUCAUCGUGGCUCUCAUGGGGGUUCUUUGUUUCCUGUUCCUCAUUGAACAUCCUAAAGAUGUCAGUUGCUCCUGCACACCAUCCAGUAGUUCUAAAACCUUCCUGAAUGGUGCCUCUCGGUGCAGGAUCCAGAUGCCAAUGUUAAAUGCUAAGGAAAAUGGCAAACCUCAGGAUGCAGAGAUGCAGCAUUUGCUCAGUGAGAAUGAGAACAGCAGCGUGGCCACUGGGGAAGGAAGGCAUGGGACAUCAGCCAUCAGCUUCCUUGGGGCCCUGAGGAUACCUGGGGUUGUGGAGUUCUCCCUUUGUCUCCUGUUUGCAAAACUGGUGAGCUACACUUUCCUCUUCUGGCUUCCCCUCUACAUCACAAAUGUGGAGCAUCUUGAUGCCAAAAGAGCUGGGGACCUUUCUACACUGUUUGAUGUGGGUGGGAUCUUUGGUGGGAUCUUGGCAGGUCUCAUUUCAGAUAGGCUGGAGAAGAGAGCGUCAACCUGUGGAAUGAUGUUGCUGCUUGCAGCACCCACUCUAUACAUGUUCUCUGCAGUCAGUAAAAUGGGCCUUGAGGCUACUAUAGUGAUGCUGCUUAUCAGUGGUGCCCUGGUGAAUGGCCCUUAUGCCCUGAUCACCACUGCUGUCUCUGCUGACUUGGGUACCCACAAGAGCCUGAAGGGGAACGCGCGGGCCUUGUCCACGGUGACGGCCAUCAUCGACGGGACCGGAUCUGUGGGUGCAGCUUUGGGGCCUCUCCUGGCUGGCCUUAUUUCCCCUUCUGGUUGGAACAACGUGUUCUACAUGCUCAUGAUGGCAGAUGCAUGUGCCUUGCUACUCUUACUCCGUCUUAUCCAGAAGGAACUUCAGUGUCAUGCAGAUCACACCCUGUUCAAAGAGCACUGAGCUCGCAGAGCUGGGAUGAGGAGUGUGCCAGAGGAUGGAGCUGCUCCCUGAGAACCCCACCCCGUGGGACACCUGAUUCUGUGUUUGAAGGGUCUCUGUGUGGUGAAGAGCCUUGCAGGAUUCCUGGGAGCAGUGUGAGACAUGGCAAACCCCUGGAGCUCUGAUUUUUGCACAUGAACAAGUACCUCAGGAUGGCCACUGCUCAUCAGAGGGGAGAUGGGGACUUGGGGAAGGCUUCAGCAGCACGCCUCAACUGAGCCAAAGAGAAAUACCAAGUGCCUUUUUUAUUUCUUUUGAUAGGAUGUUUUUAAUUGAAACUGUGAACUGUGUAAUUGCCAACAAUCGAGGCAAAGCUGGAGCAGGAGGAAGUUGAAAUUUUAACAGUGUGUGAGUGACUGUCCCAGGGUCAGUGAGCAAUGUGUCUCUGAUGUCAUCUGUGUACACUGAGAGCAUCACUUUAUAGAGGGCACCAUCAGCUGGUUAUUAAGGUGUGCUGCUGUUAGGGUUUGAAGCUGCUCACACAGUAAUCACCUGGCUGUGUUAUGAGUGUUUAGCUCCAGUUCUAUUUCCCAAGGACAGCAUCCAGCCUUUUGGUGGGUUAUGAAAUAGAAUUUACCCUUGCUGUGUACUGCAGUUAGCAGUUUUCACAGAUCCUCUGGAUGAAUGUUAGUCCUCCAUUAGGAUUAUGCAAAAAAAAAAAAAAAA